CGCGCCAAAAUUUAAUGAAAAGGAUAGCAAAGGCUAGCUCUUAGAAGCAGUUACCUUCAUCCCUUGAAUUGUAGGAAACUAUUUAAUCCAUUAUUUGGCACAUUUUGGGGUGAAUUUGCUCAAAAUGUGUGGAAGAACGGCCUGUACCCUUGCUCCUGAUGAAUUCCCGAAGGCAUGCACGUUCAAAGGAAAGAAUGGUCAGAUCCAGGAACCGGCUUGGAGAGAUGGUAGCUUUAAUAGAGGAAAAUACUAUCCUUCCCACAAUAUUAGUCCGCAAUCCUUCACUCCAGUGUUACUGUCAAGUCAACAUUUUAACAGUUUAGCAUCAGAAGAGCCUUGUGAAAGGGUUCUUCAACCCAUGAGAUGGGGUUUAAUUCCAUCAUGGCACCGUGGAGAUCCCAAAGAGUUCACCUACAAUAUGAGCAAUGCUCGUAGUGAUACUCUGUUGGACAAAAGAUCUUUCAAAUCUCCUCUAGAGAAGGGUAACAGAUGCGUUGUUUUAGCUGAAGGAUUCUUUGAGUGGGAGACAUUGAAGGGAGGAAAGAAACAGCCAUACUACAUCUACCUCAAGAAAGACACAAAGAUAGAAGUACAAAACAAAACAAUGACAGAGAUUGAAGGAGAAAACAAUAAUGAAAAGGAGACAGAUGUGAAAGAUUUUCACAUUAAAAAGGAACCAGAGGAAUCCAUAACAGUCAAAGCAGAAGAAGACGCACAGUUUGGAGAGAAGCGUCUCUUAACCAUGGCAGGCUUGUUUGAUUGUUGGAAGCCACCAAAUGGAAGUGGUAAUGAAGAUGAAGAACUCUUUUCCUAUACUAUCAUCACAGUGGAUUCAUCUCCAUCUCUAAGAUGGCUGCACAACAGAAUGCCAGCUAUUCUAGAAGGCGAAGAAGAGAUUGGCCGCUGGUUAGACUUUGGAGAAGUUCCAUGGCAAAAGGCUCUAAACCUUGUAAAACCCAAAGAUUGUUUGGAGUGGCAUCCAGUCUCUACAGUUGUGAAUAAUUCUAGGAAUAAAUCACCAGACUGCAUCAAGCCAAUUGACUUGACACAAAAACAAGAAAAGCCUAUUAAAGGAACUUUAUUUUCAUACUUCAAAAAAUCACCUUUGAAACAGGAGAAAGCAUUAGACAAGGGAGAGACUUCACAAGAACCAUCUUGUAAGAAAGCAAAAUUCUAGCAGUGAUAGUAAUGGUACUUAUAUAAAGCAUGCAGUUGCAAUCUUAUCGACUGGAUAAAACAUGCUCUUGUUUCAUUUUUUUUUUACAACUACGCAACUGACUUGUAGAGCUGUCUACUCAUAAGAGCCUGAUACAUUUAUUCUCUCAAUUUUUUUAUUCUUGUGGAUAGUAUUUACAAAACAUUUGUUAAAGGCAAGAUGUGCAUCAAUUGUUUUUAUUUGUAAACAACCGUUGCAAGAGGAAAAAUAAUUGUUUUUCAGUGAACAAUGUUGAGCAGCAACAGACUUUGUGUAACUCUGUUACUUAUUGAGAUUAUAAAUUAAGAAUCAAAGGGUACAAAUAAAAUUCAUUUGCACUUUUUUCA
Molecule: messenger RNA, 1542 nt
Organism: Pocillopora damicornis (cauliflower coral)
Lineage: Eukaryota; Metazoa; Cnidaria; Anthozoa; Scleractinia; Pocilloporidae
Product: abasic site processing protein HMCES
Biological process (GO): protein-DNA covalent cross-linking repair
Molecular function (GO): single-stranded DNA binding
Source: RefSeq, a predicted model, not a curated record